Lactuca saligna is the source of this 1963-nucleotide messenger RNA. The record is from the annotation of a GenBank genome assembly. NCBI's taxonomy places the organism in Eukaryota, Viridiplantae, Streptophyta, Magnoliopsida, Asterales, Asteraceae.
GAUUCUAUUUCUAUCACUGUUGUUCUCACUUUGCCACUCCUUUUCUCCUUUUGAAUCUUGUUCCCAUUGCUCUCUUCUUUCUUCUGUAAAUGCUUCUUCUGGCUUCUGUGUAUCUAUCCCAGUUGCUGUUCAAGCUUUUAUUCCUAGAUACAUAACAAUAAGAUGCCAAGGACCACCCGGGCAAGGGCAGCUUCCAAGGCUGAGGAAUCUCCAAAGGCUGUGGAAAAAGCAGCAUCUGAAACAGAAGAGCAGGUGGACUUUGAAGAGGAGGCUGUUGAAGAGGAGGUUGAAUAUGAGGAAGUAGAGGAAGAAGUGGAGGAAGAAGAAGAGGAAGAGGUUGAAGAAGAAGAAGAAGUUGAGGAAGAUGAAGAAGAAGAAGAAGAGGAGGAGGAGGAAGAUGCUGAUGAUGAAGCAGACAGACAGAAAGCCGGGGAGGAUGAAGAAAUGGAAAAUGCUGAUGCUGAUGAAGAGAAGAAGUAUGCAGAGCUUCUUGCCCUUCCUCCUUAUGGUUCAGAAGUAUAUCUUGGUGGAAUUCCUCUAGAUGUUUCCGAAGAUGAUGUCAAAAAGUUUUGUGAAUCCAUUGGAGAAGUCACAGAGGUUCGGAUAAUGAGGGGCAAAGAUGCAUCCGAGAAUAAGGGGUAUGCUUUUGUGACCUUCAGGACCAAGGAGUUGGCUUCUACUGCCAUCAAGGAGCUUAAUACUAAGGAGCUGAAGGGUAAAAGGGUGAGGUGCUCAACAUCUCAAGCAAAACAUAAGUUAUUUAUUGGUAAUGUUCCAAAAAGUUGGACAUUGGAAGACAUGGAAAAAGUUGUGAGAAAGGUUGGACCAGGGAUCAAUUCUGUGGAGCUGCUAAAGGAUCCACAAAACCCUAGGAGGAACCGUGGAUUUGCUUUCAUUGAGUAUUAUAACCAUGCAUGUGCAGAGUAUUCGAGACAAAAAAUGCUGAACCCUAAAUUUAAACUUGAUGAUAAUGCUCCAACUGUCAGCUGGGCUGACCCCAAAAAUGCAGAGUCUUCAGCUUCUUCUCAGGUGAAGGCAGUGUAUGUGAAGAAUCUACCAAAGAAUGUGACUCAAGAUGAGCUAGAAAAGAUAUUCGAGCACCAUGGAAAGAUCAUAAAAGUGGUUCUCCCUCCUGCAAAAGCAGGCCACGAGAGGAGUAGGUUUGGUUUUGUUCAUUUUGCAGAUAGAUCAAGUGUCAUGAAGGCUCUUAAGAACACCGAGAAGUAUGAGUUAGAUGGUCAAGUAUUGGAGUGCUCACUUGCUAAGCCACAAGCAGACCAGAAAUCAUCUGGAGGAUCUUCAAACAACCAGAAUAAGGCGGCUUUACUUCCAAACCACCACCCUCCUCGUGUUGGUUAUGGCGGCUUGGUAGGUGGUGCAUAUGGUGGUUUGGGUGCAGGAUAUGGUGCAGCCGCCUAUGGACAGCCGCCACUUAUAUACGGAAGGGGACCUUCAACAGCUGGUAUGGCCAUGAUGCCAAUGCUUUUGCCUGACGGAAGGAUUGGAUACGUCCUGCAACAACCAGGUAUGCAGCCACACUCACCACAGGCCAUGCCACAACAGCCAAGAGGUGGUGGUGGUCGGAGUGGGGGAGGAGGCGGCUCAGGUGGUGGUCAUAGGCGGGGUAAUGACAGUGGAGGUCGAGGAGGAGGAGGACGACGCUACAACCCGUAUUAGGCUGCCGGGUCUAAUAAUGUUAAUUGUGUUUCGGAUGGAUUAACUUUAAGAGCACCUGGAGGGAUACAGAUUGGGAUUGAAUGGUUAAAACUUUACCCCACUAAAUUGUUUUAACAUUUCUUUGUGCUUCUCUUUAAAACAAAACAAAACAAAAAAUGGAGAGCUUAAUUAGCUUGAAUGAAUAGUGUUAUAGUUGGUUUGUUAUGUGGAAAAUAAAACUAGACCGACUGCUCUAACCAACUAAUCCAAUCCAAUCCAAUCCAAUCCAUCAUGUCAUCAACUUGUU